AUUCUUUCUUCGGCUUGGCGAGGAAAUUUGUCGCAUCACGUGCCCUCACCAAAUACUUCGUCUUCUGUUACCAAGGAACUGUUAGGUGAAAUCCCUCUGAGCAAACAGGAAACACGUCCUCACAUCACGCGACUACUGCUAGCCUCACCUCAAUUUCCAAUAGUAUUAUUAUAUCUGAAAGGUUGAUUAUCUCUACCUCUGGUCACAUCAGCAGUCAGUCAAUUGGUGGAAAUUGGUGCCUUCUCUUGAGAGUUUCCAAAGCAGAGAGAAGAAACAAAAGGAGAUAAAACUCAACAGCCCACCAUGUCUGGGCCGUCUGUACAUCUUACAAUACCGCCUGCCUCGCUCUUCAAAUUCCCUCCUGCGCCAUUGCCAGAGACACUUCCGCCUCCGCAACGCGAUUACUCUUUCGCGACUCCCUUCAACAUCAAUCCGACUGUCUAUAAUGGACUGCUCUCGGCCAGUGUUCCUCUCACCUUCGCUACCAUUUACGCGACCUCUGUUGUCCUGCUGAAUCAGAUCAAUCGGCGCCGCGGUAACCAGCCAUGGGAAUUCAGCAAGACCCGUCUAUUUCACCUUUUCGUAGUAGCACAUAACGUGCUCCUCGCUGUAUAUUCGGCUUGGACCCUUACAGGAAUGCUUGGCGCUUUGAGUCGCUCGUGGCCUGGAUUUGAUGCUGAGGGCGGACCUGCAGAGGUGGCUGAUGCUCUCUGUAAGCUCAAUGGACCCCGCGGAUUUGGUAGUGCGGCAACAUACAAUUCCACGACUAGUGCAUGGGGUGUCACAGAUCGGCUGGUGAAACUCGGAACUGGAGGUAUCCCCGAUUCGUCAGACGUUGGACGAUUGUGGAAUGAAGGUCUUUCAUUUUACGGCUGGCUCUUCUACUUGUCAAAGUUCUACGAAGUCGUCGAUACUGCAAUUAUCCUGGCAAAAGGCAAGCGGAGCUCAUCAUUGCAGACUUAUCAUCAUGCAGGAGCUAUGAUGUGCAUGUGGGCUGGAAUUCGCUACAUGGCACCUCCUAUCUGGUUGUUUGUUGUCGCUAAUUCAUUUAUUCACACACUCAUGUACACUUACUUCACACUCACUGCGCUGCAUGUAAAGGUUCCGUGGGUCAUCAAGCGCACUCUGACAACAAUGCAAAUUGCUCAAUUCGUCAUUGGUGCCUCAUUCGCAGCCACGCAUCUGUUCGUAUCAUAUAACGCCCCGGUUUCUGUUCCAUAUUCCUUUAUCGCUGGCGUCUCCUCUGCAGCAUCCUCUGCAACCUCUGCCGUCGGCUCUGCUGCCACAUCUGUCGCGUCAGCCACCGCCACUGCGAACCUGAACAGCUGGUUCAAGAAGCUAGCUCUGCGAGCAGUCGGAGAAGAAGGCUUGGCAGAAAAUGUACGCAACAGCCAAGGGGAGCGCUUCGGUGCCGACGCUGUCAAAGCUCCAGUAAACCACGCCAAGGAAGAAAUUAGAUACCGUACCGAAUAUCCGGUUGUUUCCUGUAUCGACACUAGUGGCCAAUCAUUUGCCAUUUGGUUGAACUUGAUGUAUCUUGCUCCACUGACAUGGCUCUUCGUCCGAUUCUUCAUUCGUUCAUACACUGGCAUGACCUCUCGCCGAGGACGUCGGCCCUCGACGAUUCAUAUCAUUGAGAAGUCAGGCUUAGACGCCGCUAGAGGCGUACAGCGAGAGCUCGACUCGCUCCUGAAGGAGGCUGAAACUUCCGUGGCGGAGAAAGUCAUAGAAAGGGGUGAAGAAGCCGCAAGCUCGGCGGAGGCGGCUGUGGAAGCAAAGAGGGAGUAAGCGCAAGGAUUGUUUCCUGGUAUCUUCCGUGUACGCUGCGACACGAAGAUGGCUAUCACAUCGGGACCUAAAAAUAAAAGAGCAAUCUUCAACCAUUUUGAACCGCUGGAGUCUGGGCUGGCGAUGAUUUUUUCAAUGAUUUGAGACUGCGAACAUUGUGUAAUAUUAAUAAAGGAACCGUUUGCGCUCAAUGUCUUUUCACGUAUCUGCACUUCAUCGUAAAAUUAUUGUUCUUUUCAUGUCUAGACUGCCAUUACAGUACAACUAUUCAGCAUGG
Molecule: messenger RNA, 2065 nt
Organism: Xylona heveae TC161
Lineage: Eukaryota; Fungi; Ascomycota; Xylonomycetes; Xylonales; Xylonaceae
Exons: 4
Coding region: 304-1788 (494 amino acids)
Biological process (GO): sphingolipid biosynthetic process; fatty acid elongation, saturated fatty acid; fatty acid elongation, monounsaturated fatty acid
Cellular component (GO): endoplasmic reticulum membrane
Molecular function (GO): fatty acid elongase activity
Source: RefSeq, a predicted model, not a curated record